Danaus chrysippus (African queen) is the source of this 249-nucleotide messenger RNA. Lineage: Eukaryota; Metazoa; Arthropoda; Insecta; Lepidoptera; Nymphalidae. The record is from the annotation of a GenBank genome assembly.
AUGAUAGCUACGAGCUACGGGCUACGAGCUACGAGCGGUGCUACGAGCUACGAGACCAGUCCCGUCAAACGAUACCCCAUUGCAUUCCUUUUGUUAUUCCGCUAUGAGAACCAUUCUCUGCUUCAAUCCGUAUUUCGCAUUAUUUUCUUUUUACCGACUAACGAAUCUGAGCUUCACAUUCCCGUUCCGAUGUCGAUAUUGACGAUGUUCGAAGUACAAGUAUCUCAUAUUCGGAUUUCUAUGAGAUAA